CUGCUUCCCGGCGAAGAUCAACCUCUGCUGGUCAGGAGGGAUGCCUGGAUUUAAACAGGAAGAAGAAAGGGGGAAAAAAAAUCAGUAAGAUUUACACCUGUUCAACAAACAAGCAACAGUUACAGGGACGGAUCUGGGUAUUUGGAAUCGGAGAAAAAAAAAUAUUCUGUGGAGUCGACUCCUGGAACCGACUCCCUCGAUUCCCGUUAAAACCAUUGAAUCAGAAUCGGAGUCGAUUCAAAAUUUCUGGAAUCAAACGACACAUUCGGUAUUAAAGGAAGUAAAACGACACUACCCAUAAACCCACUCGUUUCCAUAGCAACCAGGCAUUCCUUUAGAUGCGUGGGCAGAAAUGUCAGCUUGCUGUUGCUGAUGUACUGCAACUUUUACCAAAGAUACAGAAAACAAACAGAAGAACUGAUGGAGUUUAAUGAACAAACAGAGCCUCUGUUUGAAUCUGCCAGUGACAGGAGGUUCAUGAAGUCACUGAAAGAGUUCCUAAAGAGUGAAAAGGAGCAGUUAUGCUGUCCUGAUGAGGGACCUGAUGAGCAGAGAUACACAGUUUACAGCACAGCUUUCCAUAAGAUAAUCGACUACGCGACGGCUUACAAACCGAUUCUCACGGCCAUCAAGAAAGAAUACGAUGACUUUAUUGCCUCGGUGAAGAACGAUCAGCAUCAGGCCGAGCUUGCUCAUGGAAAACUGAAGGCCAUGCUGGCUCAACCCACCUCCUUAAUGUACUAUCAGAGGAGAGCUGCUCAGCUGCAGGAGAGGAUUGCAACCAUUCAGGGAAACACUGCUGAUUUACAAUCAGAGAUAAAAAGACUUCAAGAGUGCAAAAAUAAACAAGAAGAUUCCCAACAACGGGAAACGUCAGAGGUCACAGUUCCCGCUGCUCAGAUACCAGGUCUUACACUGAGCGAGUCGUUAAACCCUGAAUCCCUGGAUAAACAUCUGGAGCACUUGGAGCAGAAGCGUAACGAACUGUUGAAUAAGAAAAAGAGCCAGUAUGUUCCAGUGCAGGUCAAAACCGACCUGGAUAUAAAAAUGAAGGUCAUAUUGAACCAAAGAGAUGAACUUUCUGUAGAGAACGACAAGCUGCUGCUCCGGUAUAAACAGCUGACUUACCUGAAGGACGCUCUGAGCCGUUGGGAAAAAUCAGGAAGCCGCACUCCUCUACUCGAGCUCCUCUCCUCUGAAUUGAAGCGUGUGUCGGAAAUUAAAGUAUGUGAAGACGACCGCAUUGGCUUCCACACUGAUAGUUCACAAACGGACGAUCCUGGCAAAAUCAAAGAAUCUAAACGUCUGGCGGCUUACGUUGAGAGGUUUGUGAAGCUGUUUGAAGCGGGCGACUAUGAGACAGCUGCUUAUCAUGCUGCCAUGUCUCCUUACGGGAUGCUGAGAAACAUCAACGUCAUGGAGAAAUUCAAAGCUAUCACAGUGUAUCAGGGGGUGGUUCCUCCUCUGCUGCUCUUCUUCCGAUAUUUGAUGAUCUCAGUGCCACCUGGGAAACCGCUGCCGGAAAAGUUGUCUUUGGAGGGGGUCCGCUACGCCCUACGGCAUGGCUACAUCGAGCUGGUGACUUUCGGGGUGUCUCAACACAGGCUGACAUUCAGUGAGGAAUUAGGUGAUCUGAUCUUUAGUCAUGGACACGAUGACCUACGCAUAGUGGACACUUGCUUGGCCCUGGCUCAGACCAUUUACUCAGCCUGCGGCGUGCUCAGGAAAACCGCACUGAGCAUGUGCAAACGAGGCCUGAUCGCCGCAGCUUUAGACUUCAUUUACAGCAACAAAGAAUUCACAAUCGAUGACUGUAUGUUCGUGCUGAGGGGACUUCCCAGUGUGGCUCUGCUGCAGGACUUCACUCAGCCAUGUGACAGCACUCCGGCGCUGAUGUCUGUAGGGUUUAUCUGUCAUUAUCUCCUCAACUCUGACCUGGAGGAUCUGGCUUUCCAACUGCUGGAGCAGAUUCAAGCAGGAGGAAAAGGAGCGUUAGAGAAAACCAUCCUGGAGGAUGAGAUGUGCAGCACAGAGAGCUGGAGCGAAAUCGCCGCCCGCUGCGAGCAAACCAACCGACUUAACCUGGCGCAGGACAUCACCUCCACACUGCUGCUCCAGGACGGUGUCAUGCGCCUCUCCCCAGGCCUCGACAGCGCCAAGCUCAUGGAGCACGUCUUCAUGUAGCGAGCCGACCACCAGGAGGAGCCCCUGCUCACGGAGGGAGGAAGCGCUGGGGUUGGAUAUGUCAGAGCUUCCUUGGCGUCUACAACAUGAGUCCUGUCCAGCAAAGCCAGCUAUCGCAUUACUUUCUUUAAAAAUAACACGAAUGACAUGACAGAUUGAUGUUCCAUCACCACCAGGGGAUGAGGAUCAUCACGAGGAGCAACUGCUGGAGUUCAUCUCAUAGCUACGUGCAGCAAAAUAAUGAAUGUAGUCAUACUUUCAGCAUUGUUUUUACAGUUCUGUGUGCAGAUUGUAUGAACCAAGGGUACUAAACAGUACUAUUUCUUGUCAUUCGAGUGGUAACCCCCAACGGAACAUGUCUUAUAACUUUAGUUAUAAAUUUAAGCUACAAUAUUAGUCCAUAAAGUCUCAAUUUGUAGCCUAAACUUUCUUUUCCAUGGGAAAAUAUCCUUAAUAAAAGUGCCAAAGAUACCCAAUUCCCACCCGCUACCUAAAUUUCUUGAGCACACAAUAACCACUAGUUUUAAUUACAUUAUAAUAUAAUAAUAUAAUAGCUAGCAUAAUGUUAGCUAGCUGCUUAUACUAAUUUUGUACUAAAAACUUGCCUACUGUUAUCAGAAAAAAACAACUUACUAAGGGAAAUUAGUGCAAUGGUUUCCAUUAACCAUGAAAAAAUAUUAAAUACAUAUGGGAAGAUAAAUAAUAGAAGCCCUCAGGAGUUAUUUUUUCCAGCAUAAACAAUAUAACAGUUGACCUAAGAUUAGCUAGCUAGUAAAAUAAUUAAUGCUGUUAAAAUAAUUUGUCUAAUGCUAUCUAGCUUGCUAGCAAACUUCACUUGGUUUUAGUAACACUACUGCUAAAUAUAAACAUAAUGUCGGCUACU
Pangasianodon hypophthalmus (striped catfish) is the source of this 3067-nucleotide messenger RNA. RefSeq names its product clathrin heavy chain linker domain-containing protein 1. NCBI's taxonomy places the organism in Eukaryota, Metazoa, Chordata, Actinopteri, Siluriformes, Pangasiidae. The record is from RefSeq and is a predicted model, not a curated record. Bases 373 to 2184 code for a protein of 603 amino acids. The transcript has 13 exons.